AUGUCUGCUCAGCAGCAGUAUUAUCCUCCUCCCCCGGGAUCCGGACCUGGAGGGCCACCGCAGUCGCAGUAUCAACAGUCGCCGCCGCAGCAGCAGCAGCAGCAGCAACAACAACAACAGACACAAUACCUUCCGCCACCAACAUCGCCUCCCGCAAGCCGAACACAGUUCUACCCUCCGCCACCUCAGAGUUCGCCUGGUCACGCUGUCAACUACCCUCCGCCUCCCCAGGCCUCCCCAGGACAGCAGUUGAACUACCCCCCUCCUCCUCACCAUACCCCGUCACCUCAGCUAUCUCAGCAACAUAGCACCCAACAUUAUCCUCCACCACCUCAGCAAACACCAUCACCUCAGAUUCAUCAGCAUGCUCCCCCCCAGCAAUAUCCCCCUCCUCCAACAGCUUCGUCACCUGUCCCGCAACCUCAAUACCAACAGCCGGCUGCCUCGUUGGCUGUGAGGCCGGCCUCGACGAGUGAGCCUCCAAAGCAACAAGAGUCGCCCGCAUUUGAGCCACCACCGCCUUUCCCUGAGAGCGACGCCCCUUAUCCGCCUGAAAAGGGCGGGCAAGUGCAAGAGCCAUUAGAUACAAGUGAUCCUACCAAUUUAUCGGCUGGGGCACCACCUGCUGGUCACUUUGUUGGCGCAGGUGCCGUAGUUGAUGAUGUGGGAACUUUCAAUGGCGGAAGCUACCGCAUCAGCCAUCGUGAUUGCAACACAAUCCUGACCAUUCAGCUGGCGAUAGGCUGCCCGCUGCAAGCGAAACCUGGUGUCAUGAUUGGCAUGUCUCCGACCAUCACACUCAGAGGCGAACUAAAAUUCAGUAUGAAGAAGAUGAUUACCGGCACCGAAAUGUCCACAUCCAGGUACAUCGGCCCUGGUGAGCUUCUGCUUGCUCCUCCCAUGCUGGGAGACAUCACCAGCAUUCGCCUGAACGGCCAGGAGAGUUGGGUUAUUGGUCACGACGCGUUCCUUGCCGCCACCCAGGGAGUCAUCAAGGAGCACAAAAGACAAGGCUUGGGGAAAGCCAUAUUUAGUGGAGAAGGGCUGUUUGUGUACAGAUUGAGCGGCACGGGCAUCAUGUGGCUCACUAGUUUUGGUGCUAUUAUCCGUAAAGAUCUUGUAGAUGGUGAAAAGUACAUUGUCGACAAUGGUCACCUUGUGGCGUGGAACACCAAAUAUGUUCUUGAACGCGUUGCCUCUGGUGGUAUCAUUUCCAACAUGGCUUCGGCAGAAGGACUAGUUUGCAAAUUUACGGGUCCUGGAACCAUCUUCAUCCAGACGCGAAAUCCGAAAUCUUUCACGGCCUACAUGAGUGGGCAAGCCAUCCAGGGCUAG
Pochonia chlamydosporia 170 is the source of this 1335-nucleotide messenger RNA. RefSeq lists its product as hypothetical. The coding region runs from base 1 to 1335 and encodes 444 amino acids. Lineage: Eukaryota; Fungi; Ascomycota; Sordariomycetes; Hypocreales; Clavicipitaceae. The record is from RefSeq and is a predicted model, not a curated record. The transcript has 6 exons.